Seminavis robusta is the source of this 1533-nucleotide messenger RNA. Lineage: Eukaryota; Bacillariophyta; Bacillariophyceae; Naviculales; Naviculaceae. The record is from the annotation of a GenBank genome assembly.
AUGACCUACAUUUACCCCCUAGCAGCCAAGGUUCUCUCCGAAUUUGUUGGAACCACCCUCACCAUACUCUUUGGAGAGUCCAUCAUUGCAAAUGAGCUGCUUGCUAGCACCAAGGGACAUGGCAUGGGAUUUCUUGCGGUCGCCAUUGGAUUUGGUUUGGCCUUUGGGGUCAACAUAGCUUGGUUUGCUACCAUUAGUGCCCAUCUCAACCCUGCCAUGUUUUUCUUUUUGGCGCUCAUUGGAAAAGUGGAAUGGAAAGAAUUUCUGGCCUGCUCCUGUGCCAAUUUUGCAGGAGCCUUUGUGGGAGCCGUCCUGGUGGCCAUCUUCUUCAUGCCACAUUUUGGAUUCUCUAUUCCACUUCCUUCCAAUACCAGUGAUACCGCUACCUAUAUUGAAGGACCUGUCAGUAUGGAAACCAAUGCUGGAAGACUUGCCUCUGCAUUUGGACCAGCAUCAAGAAAGAGGGAAAGUGUAACCAUUGGUACUGAAAUUAGAUCCUUCUUCCACUUGCCCAAUGAUGAACAAUUCCUGCAAUUCCUGCAAGGCCACAACACAAACACACAAGUUGUGCCUGAAGAUGUCAGUCGCUUGGAAAAGAUGAAAAUGAGACAAUCAAGGCGCCAGUCGGUCACACUACAAACAGCACCUCCCACUCACUUGGAGUUCUUCAACCACCACUCUGUCAAUUUGGCCGAACUAGCACGUGCAAGGGAGCUCACAGAAGAUUGUACCAUUGAACCACUGCGUCAUUCUGUGCAAGUGGCUGGGCUCUUGCGUGCUCACGAUGCCAACAAUAAUGAUAUGCAGCCAAAGGAGGAGGACAUUGAGGCUGGCUCCACCCAUACCGCCCAAACUGACGAAUCAUUUCAAGUAGGAGUGCCAGCUCAGACCAAAGUCAGAUUCAACAGCGAAGUUGGAAUGCCAGCUCAGACCAAAGUCAGAUUCAAUGGAGAAAUUGAGGAUAUUAUGGAUGUGGAAACCCCAUCAAUGACGGAGGAUCCCAGCAACAACGACAUGGCUGCUGCAGAAGAGCAAGAAGACCCUGCCAUGAUGGCCUACAAGGCUGCCUUGCAGGCCGAUGCCAGUGCCAAGCUCUCCAUUUUUGCAACCCGACCUGCCAUCUACAACCGCCCUUGGAACUUUUUGCAGGAAGCGAUUGCCACAAUGGUCUUGGUGCUGGGUGCGGAAAUGUUCAAUUUGCGCAAGGAAUUUCAUACCGAACUCAGUGGUGCAACAUGGCAAGAUGGCUCCUUCUUCCAGUCCUUGUAUGUUGCUCUGUACAUUACCUUGUUGGUUCUUGGCUUGGGAGGAACCACUGGAUUGGCUGCCAAUCCAGCCCGUGAUCUUGGCCCACGCCUGGCCCAUUAUCUGUUGCCACUUCCCGGCAAAGGAUCGAGUGAAUGGCACUAUGGAUUGGUGGUUCCUCUCUGGGGACCCAUGUUUGGUGCGGCCAUGGGUGCUGGUAUCUUCAAGUUGAUGGAAGCCAUGUAUGAGAUGGUGGAAAUUGUUGGUGAAGAAGCCAACGAACUUUAA